GCAGUUCGCCACAUGUUCCACUGUCCACGUUUCAGAACAUGUUGGAUGCGUGUUUAUAACGUUAUCUUAUGAUUUUUACGCGCCCUUUUUUCCGCGUGUUGUAUAUAUAAGAAGAAAAGUGAUUUGUAGUAAACAAGCUUACCAAUAACGAUUCAAGACAUGGACAUCUGUUUAAAUGUAACGGCGGAUCCAGUCACGAGGAAGAACACGCCGAGACGAACCGAGUCUUUCAAAACCUCAAUUAAAAGAUUAAAGAGUCCUUUCCACAAAGAUGCAGUACCAGGUAGCAGGGAGUCAAAGAGACACGCGAACACGCAAGAGAUGGGGCACAAGAAAAGAAUUAAACAGAAGUCACUAUCAGCUAUCUUUUCCAGGAAGUUGAAUGAAGCAAACACUGCCAGUCGAAACGUACAGCAGCCUCAAGUUCCAUCUCAGGGUAAAGGCGUAACAGCGAAAGCUGCAGAGUCAAAAAAAAUUGAACAGUUUGAUGCAACAAACAAGAAGAAUGUGAAAUCUGAUAAGAUUUCUUCUACUGUGACCUCUGAUUCUACAAAUGAAUCAACUGUAUCUUUUACAAAAGCAACAAAAGGACAUGGUAGAGUGCCAUUGGCGAAAAAGAGAGAUAACUCAACGGUUCUACCGAAGAGAUCAGUUUCUCCUAUAUUUUCAAGUCAACUAAAAAAACUGAAUAAAUCAGAUAUACUAAAUUUGACUAAAAAACACGACAUUCCUAAAAGUAAUUUUAAAUCGAGCAAGAAAUCCAAAGUAGCUAAGGAGGAGCCACCAGUUUUAAAAUCUGACAAGAUUCUUCCCACUGUAAACUCUGAUUCCACAAAUGAACCAACUGUAUCUUUUACAAAGGCGACAAAAGAACAUGUUGGUAGAACACUAUUGGCGAAAAAGAGAGAUGAGUCAAAGGGUGAAUCGAAGAAAUCACUUUCUGACAUAUUUUCGAGUCAGUCAAAAAAUCAGAAUGAAUCAGAUACUCCAAAUUUAACUCAAAAAGAUGAUACUUCUAAAGAUAAUUUCAAAUCAAAUAAGAAACACAAAGUAGUGGCUAAGGAAUUACCUGUUUCAAAAAACACAAAAGAGACAGAUAUCUCGAAUAAAAAGAAAGAAAUAAAACAUAAAAAGAAAAUUGUAAAUAAUAAAGAAUCAGUCAAAACUUCAAAAUUAAUGAACAAAGCUAGUGGAAAAAUUUUUUCCUUGUUCGGCAAUAAUCCCGAUGUACCAACCAUAGGCCAGCGAUUUGUAAAACCAGUAAAUGAAACAGUUUUUACAGAAAUUACUUUCGCACAUCUCAAUAUUCAUCCGUUUAUGAUAUCGAAUUUAGAGCAAAAUAUGGGCAAAACUAAAAUGACAACAGUUCAACAAAAAGCGAUCCCUCAAAUAUUCUCAAUUAAGGAUGUUUUAAUAAGAUCCCAGACAGGAUCUGGAAAAACGUUAGCGUAUGCUUUACCCAUUGUUGAACUGUUACACAAAAUUAGGCCAAAAUUAAAUAGAAAUAGCGGUUUAUCGGCCCUCGUUGUUGUUCCGACAAGAGAAUUGGCCUUGCAGACGUACGAAUGUUUUAUAAAACUAGUUAAACCUUUUACGUGGAUCGUACCAGGCUACAUAAUUGGUGGAGAAAAGAGGAAAGCAGAAAAAGCUCGGUUACGAAAGGGAUGUAAUAUAUUAAUCUCUACUCCCGGUAGAUUAUUAGAUCACAUCAAGCAUACAAAGGCGUUGAGAUUAAAUGACGUUAAAUAUUUCGUGUUAGAUGAAGCUGAUAGAAUGCUUGAUAUGGGAUACGAAAUGGAUAUUUCUGGGAUAGUAAGUGCUUUGAAAGUAUCUUGCUCUAAUAAUGAAUCAGGAUACGACGCUAUGAAAAUAUUUAAGCAAAAUAGUAAGAAAACAGAUAAAGAAAUUGAAGAAAAUUUAAAUGAAGAUGAUGUGAAAUCGAAAAUAGAAAAAAAUAAUACCGAUAGUAAGAAACAGAAACAAACAAAUCAUUCGAGUGACGACAGCGACAACGAUCAGGCAGCUAAUAUCAUUCUGUCGAAAAAAAGAAAAAAAAAUACAAAGCACUUCGGUAUCAAUCAAGAAACGAAAGCGGAAAAUGUGAAAGUGGAAAACAUCGAUCAGGAUUGUGAAAAUCAAUUGAGAAGGCAAACAAUUUUGUUGUCCGCGACUUUGACACAUGCCGUGGAAAAAUUGGCGGGUCUCACGAUGCACGAUCCGAUUUUCGUUGACGCGGCUAAAGAGAAUUUAGAGGCGAGCGGGGGAGACACUGAGACGAUUAACGAAGACCUAAUAGUUCCGCAAAGCGUAAUUCAGAAUUACAUAGUCACCCCGCCCAAAUUAAGAAUGGUCACUCUAAGCGCUUACAUCGCCGGGAGAUGUCAGACUUCUGGGCAGCAUAAAAUGCUGAUUUUUAUGGCCACACAAGACAUGGUAGAUUAUCACACCGAAAUAUUGUCUUCUGUCCUUACGAAACCAGUAGACGACGAUGACGAGGACUCCGAUCCGCUGGUUGACGUAGAAUUCUUUAAAUUACACGGCAAUAUGACGCAGAAAGAAAGGACAGAGGUCUUCAGAACUUUCAGUCAAGCGAAUAGUGGAGUACUACUGUGCACGGAUGUCGCAGCUCGAGGAUUAGAUAUGCCGAAAGUAGACUGCGUCGUUCAGUAUACCGGUCCGAUUUCGGCUAGAGAUUACGUUCACCGAAUCGGUAGAACCGCGCGCGCGGGCUGCUCCGGCACGGCGACAAUCUUCCUGACGCCCGCGGAAAUCGAGUUCGUGCGGAUGCUCGAGUCGAGGCGCAUCAGAAUCAAGCAGCAGGACAUGAACGAUGUCCUGAACAAGCUGCUGGGGCCCCUUUCCAGGCACAGCUCCGUGCAGGCAGCGGCUGUCGCCCUCCAAAACGACUUCGAAGAUUUAGUGUUGGAGAAUCAGCAACUUGGCGCGAACGCGUGUAAAGCCUACGUCUCCUGGGUGCGUUUCUAUUCAAGUUAUACGCGCGAUAUGCGCGAGAUAUUCAAUCGAAAGGAGCUUCAUUUGGGUCACUAUGCCAAGAGUUUCGCGUUGAGGGAUCCGCCGCAACGAAUCGGCGGAAUCGGCAAGAAGCUACACGAGAAAGAAAUCUCGAGACCAAGACACAAUAACCGUCUAUCGAACAAGCCAUCUGACGGGGUGCCGCAAAAGAAGCAGAGGACCGGCGACGGCGGGCAAAGAACGGGGUUGUUGAAGAGGGUCAGAAUGCUCAACACCUCCGAAUACGAUAGCGGCCUCGAACCCCCGAAGAAGCCAAAGAAGUAGUCCCCGUCGCGAUUGUACAUUGGCUCGAUUGUACAUGUGUAAACAGGAACAGCGAUUUCACGUUUAUGAUUCGCUCCCUGUGAACACUCGCAACACUCGCAUGUUUUAACUUUCUUUGCGUAAAAAUUUUUUGGUUGUCUUGGUUUUUAGUAUUUUUUAAACGAUAGGAAAAUGAAAGGUUACGGAAUUCAGAGAGUAAGAAAGCUUCUUCGCUUCGAAAAGAGGAGAAAGGGGAAAAAAAAUUCUUGAUCGAUCGAUUGGAUCGACAUGGAGAUCGUUGGCGGGAAAUCUCGACGGGUAUACUCGAAGAUAACAGUGUGUUUCAAACGAUUCCAAAGUCGGAGAAAGGAGGGAAAAGUACUUCUCAUAGUAUUAAAGAGGAGAAGUUCAGAACAAUAGUAAUGAUAGAGGAAGAACUUUAUAGUUGUUUAUAGAUAGCUUCGUGCUCGUAUCAGCUCUUGAUUCACACACGAGUACUCCUCUCGACAACGAGCUAAUACAUUUGAUCAACAUUGGCGCAGGAUAUCAAAUACAAGACCCAGAAUACAAGGUAAGAAUUUUUUACGCAAAGAAAGUUACGCGGUAUUAUUGUAAAGAUAGAAAGUUGCGAUUAGUUAGCGAUAACUAUUCAGAAAUUGAAUAAACGAGAGAUAAAGAUGAGAAA
This is a messenger RNA of Wasmannia auropunctata (little fire ant), 3961 nucleotides long. RefSeq names its product probable ATP-dependent RNA helicase DDX31. NCBI's taxonomy places the organism in Eukaryota, Metazoa, Arthropoda, Insecta, Hymenoptera, Formicidae. Bases 160 to 3297 code for a protein of 1045 amino acids. Gene Ontology annotation, biological process: ribosome biogenesis. The transcript is spliced from 9 exons. Gene Ontology annotation, molecular function: ATP binding; RNA helicase activity; nucleic acid binding. The record is from RefSeq and is a predicted model, not a curated record. Gene Ontology annotation, cellular component: nucleus.